This is a messenger RNA of Aspergillus brunneoviolaceus CBS 621.78, 1800 nucleotides long. RefSeq lists its product as uncharacterized. The transcript is spliced from 2 exons. Gene Ontology annotation, biological process: proteasome assembly. The record is from RefSeq and is a predicted model, not a curated record. Gene Ontology annotation, molecular function: proteasome binding. The coding region runs from base 310 to 1677 and encodes 455 amino acids. Lineage: Eukaryota; Fungi; Ascomycota; Eurotiomycetes; Eurotiales; Aspergillaceae.
GGCCCGGCUGUUUGAGGAUAGGAGUAGAAUUAUAAAAGCCCGAACGAUCAACAUCACACAAUUAGACCAAACAGUUGCAGGUUGGUGUUUGGUCGCCACAUCAUCAUCGAACCACUCCCCUUCGGGGCACGUGGUUCCGGAUCACAUGCAGCACCGCCACUCGGCAUCAUGGAUAUCCGUCCCCUCGCCGUGUCACAUCAUCCAUCCCCCGGACCCGUCAUCCUCUUAUCUCCUUUCUUCCUUCAAUCAUCAGGAGAUGGUUAAUCCAUCAUCUACUCGCUCAUAACUUUAUCCAUUGUUGCAGUCAGGAUGCCGCCUUCUAACGGGCACCUGCUGCUCCCCAAGGUCUGGAGAGCAGCCAGGUCUGCCUACGAGAAGGCCUGUAAAACAUUAAGGUCAAAGUUUCCCGACCAAAUCCCUCAGGGUUCGCUCCGUCUUCAACCUGAAUACAUUAGGGUUGCUCACAGACAACCUAUCAAUCGAGCGGCUGCCAUCCGUCAAGCCCGGAGUCGCCAAUUCUCGACUCGUGCGGCGGGUUCCUUCGUCUCAUAUCUCCGUAGUGGUCUUCAAGCAGACCGUACUGCGACAGCGAAGGUAUCUUCUGUUGCCUCCAAUAUUAGCCGGUUGACAACCCGUGCUCCUUUCGCGUCCGCUCUCCGCCCGAACUUGACCGGUGGUACGUUGGGCCGCACGGCCGGAGGUUAUACAAUUGGCGCCGGCCGCAUUGGCGGUGCACGAUAUUUCUCACAUGGCCCGGCUGCACCGGCUCAGGUCAUCAACAAUGUGUCAAUGGGUGUGCGUGCGUUCUUCCUCUCAGGGCAGAAGGCUCGAUUUGAUGGGGUCGAUCCUAUCACCGGGAACAAGCGGUACAAGACCGUCAGCAAGCUUCAGGAUGAAGCUGAGCGCAAGAUGACUGGCAUUCCUCGCACGGCCCCUGGGUCCUUCAUCGACUUCCAGAUAUCUCCAACCAUCACUGCCUUCGGCCUGCAGAAGAAUUUGGCUGCCACCAGCACUUGCGAUGAUCAGACGCUGAACUCGGAGGGCCUCCUGGAUUUGCUGUCUGCCGACUUUGCCCGGACCCUCAAGGAUCUGGCUGUCGUCCUGAAUGAUCUCAAGCGUUUGAAAUCUCUAGGCGACUUGCCCGUCAUACUCCACGACCGGUCUACGAUUAGAGUACGGUUUCCGGGUUGCGAUGCUGAAACUGUUGAGAGGCUUUGUGACGAAGCAGGUAUUCAACGAGGCAAAAUCAUGCAAGAUGAGGAUUUCAACACUCGUACGGGUGCUGAUCUUGCUCUCCUGUUCCCAUUUGCUCCAAGCGUCCCAGCGUCUCCGCAGGUCGAUGAAUACUUCUACAAACCUCAGUCCAUGAAGUCCCAGGCUCCUGAAGAAGUCGAUUGGCAUGCCAUGAUGUCUCCCGAGCAAAUCAGCGACGCGUCGUCUAGUGUGCACAAACAGUCCUCUAACCAGAUAAGCUUUGAGGAUGUAACCAUAUUUGCCAAAAAUCCCUGGGCGUCACCCUUGUCGGGAUAUUCCAGCAUUAACGUCAGCGAGCUCGGAGACCACGCCUACUUCCCCGAGGCCCUGAGCAGUGGGAUUCCUGGUACCGCCUCCGAAUACGAAGGCUCGGACGGAAUUCGCAAGUUCAUUGCUGAGUGCGAUACGGCUGCGCGAUACUGAAGCACAUGCCAAACUGUACAGCUUUACACAGUCAUUUCUCGUUUCCUUGCGUUUUUUCCUUGCGUUUUUUAAACAAGUACUUGGGUGAAUCACGAGUAUGCUUGCGCAAUUCGGAAAUACCAG